CCAAUUUCUAUUGCGCCCACAUCAGCAUGAGAUUCGGACGGAAAACGAUGACGGGACAGUAAAGUUGCAGCAGUCUGGGAGCUAUCCGCGUGGUGCUGUCUCCUCUGGUAUAAUUUCCAGCCAGCGGGGGUGUGGUUUUGACAUCACUAUAGCACCAAACUGUAGUACAGCACUAGCGGGGCUGGCGGUCUGUCUCAGACGCGCUGUCUCGGAGAGGGCAAUUUAAACAUUUUUUUAACUGUCCAACAACGCCUAAUCACCAGCCAUAGGAUUCAAAACAACACACGAAAGCAGGACUUUUUUAUCGCAGUAAUUCAGCUAAGGUACUCAGGAAACUCAAGACAUUUUAUAUUAUCAACAACUGUCAACUGUCAACAAUCAACUAUCUAACUAAGGACUGAUUGCUGAGAAGGACAAAGCAGGACAAAGUUCAUUAAAUAUUUCUGUGUGAAACAUUUCCGAGAGAGGACAACAACAGUGACAGAUUCCCAGACAAGCCAAGCAUCACCAUAGUCUGGUGCUCAGUGUUCUGAGACAGAGGCACCCUCCACCGCCACCCCCCCCUCCCCUCUCCUCCUCCUCUUGUUAUUCCAAUCUGCUAUGGUGGCAACCAGUGACUGUUAGCAUGCCUGCCAACCUAGACACACAAUUCAACAUUUGAGUUCUGACUGUUCCAAAAAAAGAAGUGAACUGUCUGGACCAAGCCCAGGAUGUCUGCACAUGGCCCAGUGUGCUCUGUCUGCAGCUAACCUGGACAUGUGUUGCUCCAUUUCACACUUCUAAUCACACAUGGACAAAAAAAACAUCACAAAUGCAAUCUAAUUCUCAGGGCUCUUCAUCCCAGGGACUUACAGACUGAAUAACUGUCUACGUGUGGAUAAGUGUUUUUUUUGGAAGGGCUCUUUUGUCUGUUUUACUAAAGACAUCAGGAAACGGUGCCAGUGUGUGUGUGUGUGUGGUGUCUGUCUGUGUCUGUGACAGAACGUGGUUAUGGCUUCCGACGGCUUUCAGUACCGGGCACUCUUUGAAUACAAGCGUGAGCGCGGGGACGACAUUUCCCUGCAGCCGGGGGACAUCCUCACAGUCAACCGGACGUCCCUGCUCACGCCGGACUACCAGGAGGGGGACGAGCGCAGCCCCAAAGGCUGGCUGCACGGCACUAACGAGAGGAGCAAGGAGAAGGGAGACUUCCCCGGGACCUAUGUGGAGUUUGUGGGGUUGGUGCGCAUCGUCAGCCCCCCGGCCGCCAAGCCCUGGAGCAGGCCCGUACCCCCCACCCCAGGAGGAGCCCCCCAUGCUCCUCUCACAGGUCUGCAGCAGCCGUCGGUACCGCCACCACCACCAACGGUGCAGGCCGGAGCAACAGGGCCCGGGGCCACAGCAUCAGCAGGAGGAUCCAGUCAGUUGGAGGUUCCUGAGGUUCCAGGUCUUCCAGAGCAGGCUCCAGUGACAGUGCUCCGGCUAACAGAGGCCCUGGAGAGGACCGGGAGUGAGAAUGAGACGCCACUGUACAGGGCUUCCCCCCCCUCAAGUGGACCCCCAGAACUGCGCCAGGGCUUAGACUCAGAUCCCGGAGCAGUGGACCUGGACCAGUAUGAGCUUCCGGCAUUGGCUGACAGCCUGAGGGGCUACCUCCACGACCUGAUCUCUCCCAUCAUCCCUGCAGUGGUCUACAGCGAGUUAAUGUACACAGCACAAGAGACACAGAGCCUGGAAGAGUGUGGCCAGCAGCUGAAGGUGAUCCUGGAGUCCCCCAGCAUGCCCCAAGCCAACCACCAGCUCCUGGUCCAUCUCACACGACACCUGAGCAGGGUGGCCCAGGCAGGGCCACAGAGCCAGGCGAGUCCCAGGCUUCUAGCUCAGGCCUACAGCGAGGCCGUGUUCAAGCACUCCCACAUCAGUGCGGACGUGAACCCUGAACACCACGUGAAGAUCCUGGAGGCUCUGAUCCUAACCGGAGGCCUGACAGAGAUGCAAGCUGCCCCAGCCCUUCCUCCCAAACCGGCCAAGCCCAUGACGCCAGUCAGCAGUAAUGGGGUGAAAGAGGGGGCCAGCCAAUCGCUACAGGAGGCCGAGUGGUACUGGGGAGACAUAUCCAGGGAAGAGGUAAACGAUAAGCUGAGAGAUAUGCCAGACGGCACCUUCUUGGUGAGGGAUGCCUCCACUAAAAUGCAGGGUGACUACACGCUAACACUGAGGAAAGGAGGGAAUAAUAAGCUGAUAAAGAUCUACCACCGGGACGGCAAGUACGGCUUCUCGGACCCCCUGACCUUCGGCUCGGUGGUGGAGCUGAUCAGUCACUACCGGCACGAGUCGCUGGCCCAGUACAACACCAAGCUGGACGUCAAGCUCAUGUACCCCAUCUCCAGAUUCCAGCAGGACCAGUUGGUGAAGGAGGACAACAUUGACGCGGUGGGUAAGAAGCUGCAGGAGUAUCACAAUCAGUACCAGGAGAAGAGUAAAGAGUACGACCGGCUCUACGAGGAGUACACCAAAACAUCACAGGAGAUUCAGAUGAAACGCACGGCCAUCGAGGCCUUCAAUGAGACCAUCAAGAUCUUUGAGGAGCAGUGUCACACGCAGGAGCGCUACAGCAAGGAAUACAUCGAGCGCUUCCGACGAGAAGGCAACGACAAGGAGAUUGAGCGGAUCAUGAUGAACUAUGAGAAGCUCAAGUCUCGUCUGGGUGAGAUCCACGACAGCAAGCUGCGCCUGGAGCAGGACCUGAAGACGCAGGCCAUGGACAACCGCGAGACCGACAAGAAGAUGAACAGCCUGAAACCAGACCUCAUACAGCUACGCAAGAUCCGGGACCAGCACCUUGUCUGGCUCAAUCACAAAGGAGUACGGCAGAAACGAAUUAAUGACUGGCUGGGGAUCAAGAACGAGACCACAGACGAGACGUACUUUGUGAGCGAGGAGGAUGAGAACCUGCCGCACUACGACGAGAAGAGCUGGUUCGUGGGCGACCUGAACCGCACGCAGUCUGAGGACCUGCUCCUGGGCAAACCCGACGGGGCCUUCCUGAUCCGGGAGAGCAGCAAGAAGGGCUGCUACGCCUGCUCCGUUGUUGUGGAGGGCGAGGUGAAGCACUGUGUGAUCUACAGCACGGCGCGGGGCUACGGCUUCGCGGAGCCCUACAACCUCUACAGCAGUCUGAAAGAGCUGGUGCUCCACUACCACCAGACCAGCCUGGUGCAGCACAAUGACUCCCUCAACGUGCGGCUGGCCUACCCUGUGUAUGCACAGAUGCCCUCCACCUCUUCCACGAACACAUCGACACCACGCAGAUGAAGCUUACACUCCUCCUCCUCCUCCUCAACUAACUAACAGCCACCUCCUCCUCCUGCCAGCCCUCUCCACCAACCAACCAACCCUGUGCCAGCGCCAGCACAGCGCAGCGCAGACCCCAACACCUCCAGAGAUGGGGGGGUGGUGAUGCAGGAACUCUGUUUUAAACCAACCAUCACCCCCCUCCCCGAGGGUGGCAGGGAGUGCGAGAGAAAGGAACUCAAAAACACUUGCUGCAACUUACACACACACACACGCACACACACACACCCACACACACACAUUAGCCACCUUGGAGUUAUAUAUUUUUACGAGAAACACUUUUUUCUGAGGGCAUUCUUUAUAAAGACUGCUUGAUUUGCACAAGGAGAAAAAAAAAGUUUUAAAAAAUGUUUUAAAUGUUUGUGAAUGUGAAAAACCCAGAAGGACACAGAAGACCCGAGUUUCAGGUUGACCCCCCCCCCCCUCAAUCCUUCCCCCGCUGCUACCUAAAACUUCAGCUGGGAUUUCCCCAUCUUUUCUUUCAUCAUUUUUUUUCUGUGCUGUCUUCAGAAUCACUCCUUUUUUUAAAAGCGUGGUUUAAAUCUUUUCAUUUUUUUUCUCUGUCAUAUUCAUUUUAUGUUUGUUUGUGUGACUCAUCUGCUUUCCUCUAGUUUGAUAAGAUGGACAGAGUCAGACGGUAGCAUAAGCUCAAUCUGCUGUUUUUUGUUUCUUUUAUUUUCCUUCAUUCCUGCUUCCCCUUUGUAUGUUUAUUUUUUUUUCCACAAAGACUAGAAUAAUGAAGCAAAGCAAAUGUAGCAUAUGGAAACCUGACACUUUCCUACCGAGACAGUGCCGGGUGGGUUACGGGAGGGUUGGGUUGGGAUUGUUGAGAAAUACAGAGAGACAGAAGGGCACACGUGAAAAGACUGUUUUAUAGUCUUAAGAGAUUGGGAUAAAAGAACGCUUUUUUAUCUCUCUACGCAGUACUUAGAGUUAUCCGCUCGCUGGAUCCCUUGUUUGGUUUCUGUUGUUUUAUCGGUGCGUUUUGUUUCAUGCAGCAGUACAGCUAAUGUUACAGUCCAGAAUAGAGACCAAAGUUGCCAUGAACAUAGGGUUGGGGUUGGGUGGGUUGGGUUAGUGGCGGAGAUGUUCAUCGUUUUGUUUGCUUGUUUGGUUUUGUUGUUUUGUUUUUUUUGACCUGGUUGUAGCCGUUUAUUACAUGAAAAGUUUUUUUUUAACAAAUAUUUUGUUGGCGGGAGGAUGAGAAGUCUGGCUUCAUGUUGAGUUCCAUUCUGACACUCCUAAACUUUUCUUGAAAAGUUUUGGAUGGGAGAUGCAAGAAAGCACUUAUUUAACAGCAUCUUCUUUGUAAAGCAUGCCAACUGAAACAUUUGGGUACCAACUCCCAUACGCACACACACCCUGGCCCAAAAAGAACGACUUCUAUCCCAAGUGAAGGAGCACCAAGACAUCUUUCUGUUGGAGAGAGAUUUAUUUUAGCUAAAGUCUGUUUCAGUAUGACUACAUUAUGACCGAGUAACUUGGAAAUCCUUACUGCAGUGUUCACGGCUCACAGUUCAAAGGUUUCGCAUGUGAAGGAGCCUUGAGUGCUUUUUUGGUUGGACAUCUAAGCUAAGGAAACAGGUCUUGAAGUUCCAGUCCAGCUGUUGUUAGUUUGUACAGCAUGCACAUGCUCAGUGGCACAAACUCAGAUAAUCAUUAGAUCUUAAAAUAGUUUUUUCUUCAACACAAAAAGUUCCCAUUUACUGCUCUCUGAAGUGGUGCUUAACUUUUCUUAUCAGUGACGACAUGGAUUUAUUUUUUGCAAAUAUUUUUGACGUUUUUUCAGCUGUUGGUGGUUUGAAAAAUAUGCCGCACAAAAAAAGUUUUUCAAAAUCUGACGUGAUGUCCUGCACACCCCUUAUUCGUCAUGCUUCCACUAAACGUAAAUGUCUCGCUGCAGCUGGCUAACAAUCUUGAUGUGACCAUCAGAUGUUUUCCAUCUCUAGUGGACUUGUGACAGUCAGGCACUGCCUUUCUGUCUUUGCUUUUUUUCCCCCUUCACGUUGCAUCACAGUUCUCUUGCGUCUUUACAGGAGACAUGCAGGCACACAUCAACGCACACACACAUACACGCACUACAAUACACACAUGUGAAUGUGUGAAGCAGUGUGUGUGUGUGUGUGUGUGAAUGUGUUUAAGCACUGCUCUGCUGUGAUCUCUCAGUUGAUCGUGAUGUGACUGCACCUGAGGGGUUUUCCCAUGCUCAGACACGCCCCUUACACCCACCCCCACCCCCAUCUUAACCACAGGCUCCUCAUGAGCUGCAGGUAGUGGUGUGCGUGUGUGUGUGUGUGUGUUGACAAAGUGGGCCGGUGUGCUCUGUGGGAUGGUUUCAGCCUGAACUGUACAGUAUGUUCAAGAUACAGCUGAUUCUUGUAUUGGCCUUUCACCCAGCCACCACCCUCCUCCUCCUCCUCCCCCUCCUCCUCCAGGCGCUCCACCCUGGGCAGUCCUCCCCCAUGGUUAUUAGAUAAGCUAUACAAGUGGGUGUGGGCCAGUGGGAAGGUGUGGAGCAGCGCCUUUCCUUCACCCAGCAACAUUACCACCACCACCACCACCACCACUCUGCUGUCCAUGUGACCACAUGGCAGAACAGCAUGUGACGGCUCCUUCACUCAACCACCAGUUGGCCAUCCCUUUUCGAUUUUUCACUUCAGUCUUUUUUUCCCCUCCAUCCUCUUUAUUUGUCUACAUGUCUGUGGACCCCUGAGUGGAAUACAUCUCUCUUUUUCAAUUAUUAUUGUUUUUUUGUUUUUUGUUUUGUUUUUUACACUUUUUAAACUCUGUGGGUCAUAUGAACAGAUGCUGGUUUGGAUGUUUUGGCACCUUGAGUGCCACAGCAUCCUCCAAUGUCAGUUAAAGGUACGAGUACUUGUAGAGGGUGAGGAGUCCUCUGAGCUGAUGCGACUAGUGGACUUCUUCAGGUGUGCAUUAUGGGUGAAAGUCAAUCAUUUUCCUCCUGUCCUUUACUGUGGCCUCUGGCGCAAUGUAUUCAAUAUUUUGCAAAAACACAAGUCAGACGUUCAUUCUGUCAUUUGCAGUUGGGAUGUUGAAUGGGAAAAAGCCCCCCCAAAAAGUCACUCUGUGCUGGUUGAUGAUGGGAAAACUAUUGUUUUCUCCACGGAGGUGGGGGGGCACUGAGGCAAGAGGCCAGAGACCACAGGUAGGACCGGGGGGACAAAGAUUGACUUGCACCCCAUGUGUGGGACAGGCCUUCCAGGUCAGACAUAAUGUGUACAUGGCAGCAGUUGGUCAGGAACUCUCAAGCUCUGCAUCCUUCACUAACUCCUGUGUGGCCUCCUGAGAAGGUCAACACAUUUUUGAACACUUUUGGUUUUCUUUUUUUGUAAUAUUUGUUGUUUUAACCCGGGACCUCAGAAAGGGUCCUAUUUCUAUACUUGAACUAUUGCAUUUCUCACUGUUGAAUGUCUUUAUAUUACAUAUACAUACAUAUAUGAAAGAGAUCCUCUUUGUUCUAUGGUCAAAGCAGGUUAGGCUUUUUUAAAUAUAUAUGGAAGAUUAACAAAGGUUUAAAGACGCGGAGUUAUAUUUGCUUCCUUGGUAGGAAGAUAAGGAGAUCUUUUUUUGUUCUCCUUAUAAAAAUCCUGCAGAAUACAUCAGGAGAGUGUGUUUUAGGAGCAUCAUUUCAUUCUUCUGAGGCUGUCUUGAUCCUGUGACCUGAUGCAUUUUCAUCAAGAAGGCUCCUUUACCUUUCAUGCUGUUUUUUAUUUUUUCUCUCGGAAUUCACCCCAGUGUGUUCCUUGUCUGUCACUGUCACCUCCGAGACCAAAGAUUUCAGUUUGGACCCAUUUUAAUCCCAUGCAACAGAAGUCUCACAAGGGACCUACCUUGUUAGGUUUUGUUUUCCCCACCCCAUUUUCAUUGCCUUGUUUUCAAUGGGAUCUCAACACAUUGAUGUCAUAGGUGUACAGUUGUUACAGUUUUGUACCCCUUUUGCUUAUGUGUUCUCAGUAGUGAACUAAUAUUGACACACAAAAGAAAAGAAAAAGAAGUUAAGGAGACAUUCUUCUUAUUUGUCACAAUAAAGGUCUGAUUGGAAGAUUA
This is a messenger RNA of Engraulis encrasicolus (European anchovy), 7401 nucleotides long. It is a transcript of the gene pik3r3b, whose product is annotated as phosphoinositide-3-kinase, regulatory subunit 3b (gamma). Gene Ontology annotation, biological process: phosphatidylinositol phosphate biosynthetic process; insulin receptor signaling pathway. Gene Ontology annotation, molecular function: 1-phosphatidylinositol-3-kinase regulator activity; protein binding. The transcript is spliced from 16 exons. The record is from RefSeq and is a predicted model, not a curated record. Bases 991 to 3294 code for a protein of 767 amino acids. Lineage: Eukaryota; Metazoa; Chordata; Actinopteri; Clupeiformes; Engraulidae. Gene Ontology annotation, cellular component: phosphatidylinositol 3-kinase complex.